ACGGGAUAAUCUUAAUUAGAUGGCCUCUAUCGACCAAGCCAAUUUGGGAUUUGGCGAAUAUAAUAAACGUUUGAAUCCGUCCUUGUAUAAAAAGACGCAGUGCCUUUCGAUGUGUCGUACUUAUCCACGCCUCGCGUCUCUGUAAUCCUUUUGAGGCCAAACAAAAAUGAGCGCGGAACCACGCUCGUCGGCGUGGAUGGAUAGGGAGGUGAAGCCCGUCGCGUAGCGGAGACAGAGGAGAGAGAGAGCGGUCAGCUUUUUUGGCGAAGCGAGAGGAGGCGUGCAGUGAAGGAGAAGGCAUCCGUUCUCUCCAUCAAUCAUCCCGUGCGGUGGGCGAUGCGGCGCUGUGUCAGCGACAGCGUUGCUGCGGCGUCCCCCCUUGGCUUCCACGCCCACGUCGCGGGCGUAGGCGACCCCACCGCGAUGGGAAAGCAGCGGAGGGAGGGGGCGGGCGCGACGCAAUCGUGCGGAGCAGUGCAUGCAGUUGAUUCCAACACACCACCAUCACUUGCGCUACGCCCCGCCGCGUUCGGUGGCGGGACCUGCGCCCCACUCUUGCUGCUACUUGCGCACCGAACCUUCUCCCUCCUUUCGUAUCUUUAUCUCCUUUCGCUCUUUUAUUUUCUUUUCUUUUUUGAUCGCGAGGACGAGGCGAAUCGACGGUCUUGGAGAAUCAGGCGAGAAAAUCCCUCGAUAGAAAUGGGACGAUGCUAGUGGUGGGAGUGGAGUUGCAACUUGGAGAUUUUGCUUGUUUUGUUUCGCUCAAAUCAGGUCGCAAAAGGGAGCAGCGAACGGUCGUGGUGGGGGUAAUUAAUGUGCAGGCGAUACGCAGAAGCGUCAAGGCAAAGUAAAGCGAAGUAGUGUUAUUCGAUUGGGCUUCGGAUGUGAUGCCACUCUCUUGGCCUGCCACUGUGGUGUGUUGGGGCAGCCACCUGUAAAUUGUCUAUCUUCU
Messenger RNA from Zingiber officinale, 952 nucleotides. RefSeq lists its product as uncharacterized. The coding region runs from base 337 to 714 and encodes 125 amino acids. Lineage: Eukaryota; Viridiplantae; Streptophyta; Magnoliopsida; Zingiberales; Zingiberaceae. The transcript is spliced from 2 exons. The record is from RefSeq and is a predicted model, not a curated record.